CAGUUACACAGUUUGUGUAAGAAGAUCUUGUCUUAUAGACCAGAAUAAACCUUAACUUUCAAAAUAAGGAAAUAUUUUAUUAGCUUAUAAAGUCAAAUUUGCCUUAAAAAAGAAAUACUAUUCAUGGUCUUGAGGUUUUUAUAAUUAUUUAUUCACAACGAAAAUGCAAUAUGUAUCUUGCUUCACACACACACACACACACACACCUUUCCCCCGCCGAAUAAUUUUUUUUUCUAGCCUUGUAAUAGGACCAAUUAUUUAUACCUCUUCUAAAAUUAUAUCAUCAUGUCAUUAUUCUAUAGAUUUUCUCGACAUGUGAUAAAGCCUCAUAAACAAACUCGGUCCAUAUGGGUUCGUUUGACAGCAACAGGGGCUAAUGUUCAUGAUUGUGCUGACAUAUCAUUGGCAACCCUUGAAAAAAAGAGUCCUAAUGUGUGUGUAGUCCUUGCUUCCAAGUCAUUUACUUUAAAGAAUUACAAAGAUCUAAUAUGUGAGCUGAAUAUUAAAUUAAACAAGCCUUCUGUAAUGAUGGGUGGUGUCAUUGACCGAGUUCCUCAUGUUGAUCACGGUAUCUCUCUGUUAUUAGGCUUUGAUGAACAUGUUGUGCCAUUUACCAUUACAGAUGAUCAGCAUCGUCUCAAGAUCAGGAAUACAGCAGUGGGUCGUUGGGGUCGUCAAGAUGAUGUCAUUCGUCUUAAAUACCAAAAUGAUCAUCUCGAUAAUGUGAAUUGGGAGAAUUUCGGAUCUAUCAACACUCCAGUUCAACCCUUUCAGCUACCAUCCAGUUUAGAAAACAGUCUGAAGACAGUACCUUCCUUUUUAUUUACUCUCUCUGAUAAUGAGCCGGAACAACUUUUACAGACAUUUGAUCAUCAUUAUGCCAAUGUGCCCAAGGUAGGCCUUAUAGGCGCUUCAACACCAUUUGUUACAGGUGAACCCUAUUGUUUAUUUAGAGGUGAGGAGAUAAUGGGAUCAGGUAUAGUUGGAUUUGCUUCAUAUGGUGCACAGCAGUUACAAGAUAUGAAGGUAUGUCAUACAGCUAUGGAAAAAUUAGGCAAACCCAUGAAGAUCACUCGCUGUCAGGGUAAUGUUAUAUUGGAUGUGGAAGCAGGUGGUGCAACUGGACUGCUAUUACAGCUUAUUCAACACUGUGGUCCAUUGUCUAAAGACGAAGAAUUUUAUGCAGGUAUUUAUCCGCUUGAAGAAAAUGAAUUAGAUGAGAGUAUGCGAGUCAGUCGCAUUACAAGUGGUGAUCCUAGUAGGGGAAAUAUGUCUAUAGAUACUACUGCAGACCUUCAAGUAGGUCAGACUAUUCAGUUUUUAAGAAAAAAGACAGUAGAGACUAUUAAAAAUGUUUCUAGUGACACUAUGAUAAAGGACAAUAUUAUAUUUGGUGUGAGUGAGAAAGAUGAUACAAUAGAUAUGAUGCCUAUUAAGAUACCUAAUCAAGCAAACGUCAUAAAAGAUUGUUUUGGUGGUGUAAGUGAAAAUGGUGUUAUUCUAGGUCGUAGUCAUAUGUCAAGUGAAUUAUUGGAUGUCCCCUUCUCAAAGGUUAUGUUUAAAUUAUAAGAUUAAAAAUGUAUUGUAUAAUAAAGCAAUGUUUGAUUUUGUAUUAUAUA
Molecule: messenger RNA, 1619 nt
Organism: Cokeromyces recurvatus
Lineage: Eukaryota; Fungi; Mucoromycota; Mucoromycetes; Mucorales; Mucoraceae
Exons: 2
Coding region: 286-1569 (427 amino acids)
Source: RefSeq, a predicted model, not a curated record